Molecule: messenger RNA, 2638 nt
Organism: Culex quinquefasciatus (southern house mosquito)
Lineage: Eukaryota; Metazoa; Arthropoda; Insecta; Diptera; Culicidae
Product: neprilysin-4
Exons: 13
Coding region: 241-2595 (784 amino acids)
Biological process (GO): protein processing
Cellular component (GO): plasma membrane
Molecular function (GO): metalloendopeptidase activity
Source: RefSeq, a predicted model, not a curated record
UGUUCAAACGCGCGUUCUUGUCCGGUCAUCGCAGCAGGCGCUGCUCGCGAUCGCGCGCGCAAUCUGUUUAGUCUGUCGCGGCAACGCAGAUCGAUCGCCUGAAGUUCACGGAGCCUGCUACGAUCGUUGGCGUUAGAGAUUCAAAUACUUUUUUUUAUGACCACCUGGAAAAAGAUGAGUUAGUUCUCUGAUUAGUAUUCAGAUAAAUUUUCUCAUUUUUACGAGCGGAUUCAAACCACAAUGAUGUCGGAAACUGCCGAGGAUAGAUUCAUAGCCCUGAGCAUGGAGGCAGCAGCGAAGACAAAGUCUUCAAGUUCAAAGCAUCUUACCGUGAUCAUCAGAAAGGAAGACAGUGGAUGUCACGUGUUCUGCCGCCGCUUCUUCAUGUGCAUUCUGCUGCUCACUGUGGUCUUCCUCACCUCGAUCAUCUACGGUAUCUACUACUUUGCCAACACGCUGCCGGACGUGUGCCACAGCAAGGAAUGCCUUCGGUCGGCGGCCACCCUCAAGCAAAACAUGAACCUGCAGGUCGAUCCGUGCGAGGACUUUUACGGCUACGUGUGCGGCAACUGGGCCGACGAUCACCCGCGGCCGGAGAACCACAUCGCCAACAGCUGGUACCAGGAGCGCCAGCUGAAGAUCUUCCGCAACAUUCGGUCCCAGCUGGAGCGGAACGCCAGCCGGACGGACCCGAAGCCGGUGGCGCAAGCAAGGACCAUGUAUCAGGCCUGUUUGAACUAUGACGCACGCGAGAAGGAGGGCGCCAAGGUGAUCGCCAAGUAUCUGCAGGAGUUUGGACUGCCAACGCUGCCGACCUUGCUGAACCACACCCGGUUCGGUCCCCGCCGCUACAAGUUCGACUGGAUCGCGACCGUAGCGCGGAUUCAGCGGAAGCUCGGUCUCAACGUGCUGAUCGGGUUCGACAUUGUGAUGGACCAGGAGGACCGGAAUCGGAACCGGCUAACGCUGGAGUAUCACUACUCGCCGGAUCUGCUGAACUUUCCGGCGUACGAGUGGUCAAAGCUACACUCCAAGGGUUACAGAAGCUCGGUUGAGCCCGUCGAAGAGGAGGAAGAACCUGAGGAUGAAGACGAUAAUGACGCUGACGAUGGUCCAGACGCUGCCGAGCUCGCCGAUGGAUUCCUGAAGAUUGCUGAAGCUAUCAACCCUGGCUUCAACGGCUCGAAAUACGAGGCAAGCUUUAUGACCUUGGGCGAAACAUACAUGGACUUCUUCAACCAACUUCCUGGGCGCAAGACAGACGAUGCUGACGAACCGGAGGAAGAGCAGCUGUCCUACUACACCGUCCAAGAGUUGCAGAACAUCACCGACGCGUACAUUGCGCCGGACAAACCAUACCCGAUUUGGCAACACUACCUGGACGAACUGUUUGCUCCGUUCCCGGGAGCGAAGCCAACGCCGCAAGACAAGCUGCAGAUGUCCGACGAAAACAUCGACUUCCUGAAGAAGCUCGUCCGGGUGGUCUCCCGGCAGCCGAUACAGAUCGUUGAGCUGUACAUCUGGGGUCUGGUGACCACGUACAUCGUGAGCCACGAGUACAACGAGCUCGAGACGGAGGAGGACUGCGCCAAGAACGUCCAGACGCUCAUGGGGCUGGCGGUGAGCUACGCGAUCGCGGAUAAGAACUUCCUGGAAGGUACCAAGCCACGGGUCGAGGCAAUGCUGAACGAUAUCCGGGAUGAGUUCAACCAGAUGGUGCUGGAGACCAACUGGAUGGACGCGUACACGAAGUACGCAACGCUGGAAAAGUCCAAGUCGAUGGAGAGCUUGAUCGGCUUCCCGGAGUGGAUCCUGGACGUCAGGAAGCUGGAGGAGCACUAUGAAGGGUUGCAGAUCAAGAAGAACCGACACCUGGAGAAUUGGGUAAGCGCGAUCGAGUUUCUCAUGAAGGAUCGUCUGCAGACGUGGCGCGUCAAGAACGAAAAGUACUGGGACAUGGAUCCAACGGAGGUGAAUGCGUUCAACGUGCAGAACCGGAAUGCGAUAAAUAUCCCAGUGGCGAUCAUCCAGUAUCCGUUCUACUUCCUUGGACUAGAAGCCCUCAACUACGGCGCCCUUGGAGAGAUCCUGGGCCACGAGCUAACGCACGGAUUCGACGACUCCGGUCGCAACUACGACAAGUACGGCAACGAGAAGCGCUGGUGGUCGAACCACACCCUGCAGGAGUACGACAAACGAGCCGACUGCCUGGUCAAGCAGUACAGCAAAUACUAUCUGGCGGAAGCUAAGGGAUUUAUCAACGGCACCCGCACCCUGGGCGAGAACAUUGCCGACAACGGUGGCAUUCGGGAAGCGUUCCGCGCGUAUCGGGCGUACGUCAAGCGGAACGGUCCGGAACCGAUGCUGCCCGGGUUCGACGACUUUAGCCACGAGCAGCUGUUUUUCAUCUCGUUUGGCAAUCAAAACUGCGAAGUGGUGUCUCCGGCGGGGGCUGCGGCGAUCCUGCAGGACGAGCACAGCCCGUCCAAGUUUCGCGUCAAGGGCGUCCUCAGCAACAUGGCCGAGUUCAGCGAGGUGUUCCAGUGUGCGCCGGGCCGGCCGAUGAAUCCGGAGAAAAAGUGUCGGGUGUGGUAGUUGUACCUUGAAGAGAAUAAAGUUUUAUUUUUUAUAAAUUAUA